GCCCUGCUCUCACUUUUUUCCUAGACAUUUCGACUUAUCCGGCUCGAAGGACCAGGUGUCGCGGAAUUUUUGUUCCGCUCGCUGGUUUAACUGAGGACUGUAUCUAUCACACUUUCCACAUUCUAUUUUAACACGGAUUUUAUUCUUCUAACUCUCAAGGGUUCUACUAUCGAUCUGAUUACAGUGAACGUGUACUUCGGUUUUUCUGCUGUCUUACACAAUACAAUACUAUAAUCUAUCACAAGCACAGCUUACAGUAAUGUAACUAUCGUACGAUAUAUCAAGCCUAAUUCACAUGAUCUCUUCCUUAUUUGGUUCAAUUAGCACGUGCAAAGUACGUCAGCUGAUAAAUUAAGUUCAAUUUACUGAGAAUUGAUGCACUCAUUCAACUAAUUCCUUUUACAAUUAAUAUUUGACUUAUUAUUAAGGAGCAACUAACUUAUUCCCAGACACUUUUUUUUCUUUUUUUUUUACUCUGUUGAUGACGCAAGAAGAAAGAGAACGCGUUCCUUCAUUCAGUGACUACUUUUCGUUAAGAUAAACGUUAACUUCGGGAAUAUUGUAUGAAUUGAAAUUAUUCAUUUAUUCAAGUCCUUUCUAGCCAUCGAAAUUAAUGAUGUAGAUGAAAAUCAAUUUCCUGGUGGGUGCUUUAAGGACGGCGGCUUGGAGAGACAAAGUUUUUCAUCAUGGUCUCUUUGUUAAUAGCUAAUUGGCUCUUAACGGCAGCCAAUCACGAUCAAGCCAGGAGCCAAAUAAGUUCAAAACACGAUCUGCGGAUUGCGUGUGAAGAUUUCUUGUUUUGGGAACCUAAUGAUGCCCAGUGUGAGUUAACAAGUUGCCAAAGUUUCAUCAAUUUUGCUUUCUCCUUUCCCUAAUCGAUUUUACCAACGACUUACAAAUCGCGCUAUGAACUGGUUAACCAGUGUGGUCGCUAUUUUCGUUUCCUGUUUAUCGUUUGCGAAAUCAACUGGAAAUGCCGUUCACCACGAGUACUGUGUUGUCGGAGCUGGCCCAGGCGGGCUUCAGUUAGGAUUUUACCUUGAGCGUGCGGGCCGUGACUAUAUCAUUUUCGAACGUGACGCUCUCGCAGGUGCAUUUUAUACAAAGUAUCCCAGACAUAGGAAGUUGAUAUCUAUCAACAAGAGACAUACAGGAAAAACAAACAAAGAAUUUAACAUGCGUCAUGAUUGGAAUUCACUUCUCAGUGAUGAUGAGUCUCUUUUGAUGACUAAGUAUUCCAAACAAUUUUUCCCAGAUGCUGAUAUCCUGGUGAGGUAUCUUAAUGACUAUGCCACCAAACUUAAAUUGAAAGUCCAGUACAACACAAAUAUACUGCAUGUGUCUAGACAUGGGGAAGGCGAUGCAGCUCUUUUUCACCUCAAAGAUCAGAAUGAUACUGAUUACACCUGCAAGAAUCUUGUUAUCAGCACUGGUAUUGCUGUUGAAAAUCUCCCCAGAAAGUUUAAGGGAUUUGAAUACACAGAGAGUUACUCUGAAAUGUCAACAAACCCUGAUGAUUACGAGGGACAAACGGUACUGAUCAUAGGAAGAGGGAACUCAGCAUUUGAGACAGCAGAUAGUAUCAUGGGAGCUACCAACUUGAUUCACAUGUUUGCCAGAUCAAGGGUUCGUUUAUCUUGGGAAACCCACUAUGUUGGUGACUUGAGAGCUGUGAAUAAUGGAAUAUUGGACACAUAUCAAUUGAAAUCUCUAGAUGCAUUGUUGGAGGCUCCUAUAGAGGAAAUGGCUGUCAUAAAAAGAGAUGGAAAACUGUUUGUUGAUGCCUUUGAUGGCAGUGGAGAGAACAUUGUUACAGCAGACCAGCCAAUCUCCGAGAGUGGAAGAGCACCCGACAACUUUGCUGUGAGAGAGCCCUAUGAUCGCAUUAUUCGCUGCUUAGGUUUCAAGUUCGACUUUUCCAUAUUUGACAACACAACCAAGCCAAGACCAAGCAGAGGAAAGCGAUCUAAAAAGUACCCAGCUAUCAAACCGAGCUAUGAGUCUACUUCAAUUCCAAGACUUUAUUUUGCUGGAACAAACACCCAUUCUGUUGACUUCCGAAAAUCAGCUGGAGGAUUCAUUCAUGGCUUUCGAUACACCGCACGGACUCUUCAUCGUGUGUUGGAAUGGCGUAACCAUAAAGUAGUCUGGCCUCAUGUGACAGUAGCCAUUGCAGAAGUUGUAAACGUGAUACUUAGAAGGAUUAAUGAGGCAUCGGGGAUUUAUCAGAUGUUUGGUGUCCUGGGAGAAGUCAUGAUACUGCGUGAUAACGGAAAAGUAGAAUACUACGAGGAAUUUCCAAUCAGACUUGUACAUCAAUUUGAAGAGUUCACUGGUCGUCCAGCAGGCCCAAUGAUAGUUCUCAAUAUGGAGUAUGGCAAAGAUUUCUCUGGAGCUGGCAAAGACACGUUUAAGGCAGACCGUGCCACAGGGGAACCAGGAGAGGCACAUAAAUCAAACUUUCUGCAUCCGGUCCUGUACUUCUAUAAAGAACCUCCCACAGCUUUACCUAAAGAAACAAAAGAAGUUGUUCUUCCUAGACCAGAUCGCAUUCACCACAUGGUGGAAGACUUCUUGACGCAAUGGACUGCACCAAACUCGCACAUGUUACCGUUACGCCGUUUCAUUGAAAAUGUUGUUCAGAGCGAUCUUCGUUCCUUUUUUGCUUCAACCUGCUUUAAGAUUAUGAUGACACAGAAAACGGCGCCAAUAAAUUGUCAAGGACACUACACAGAAGGACCCAUGUUGCCGACUCCAAAGCAUCUUCGAGAUACAUUACUGCAGAGUCAAGCAGAAGCCAAGGAUUGAAUUACGUCUGCAUGGAACUCGGGAGACUUCAAGAAUAAUACUAAAACAAUGAUAAUAAUAAUAAUAAUAAUAAUUAUAAUAAUAGUAAUAGAUACAAAAUAUUAACAGCGUAAAAAACGAUCCAAAAUAACUCACUUUUGGCUCACAUUUACUCCUUUUUUUUU
Molecule: messenger RNA, 2972 nt
Organism: Stylophora pistillata
Lineage: Eukaryota; Metazoa; Cnidaria; Anthozoa; Scleractinia; Pocilloporidae
Product: FAD-dependent oxidoreductase domain-containing protein 2
Biological process (GO): ERAD pathway
Cellular component (GO): endoplasmic reticulum lumen
Molecular function (GO): flavin adenine dinucleotide binding; monooxygenase activity
Source: RefSeq, a predicted model, not a curated record